AGAUGUGUUGUGAAGUGUUCUUCACUUCUUAUCUCUUGUGUUGUUUUAUAUUUUUCUAUGAUCCAGUUUGUACAAGAAAAUUAACAAUCCAUGAAUUAGUGUAAAUUGGUUAUUUUUAAUUAGUUUUUUUUGUACAAAACGUAUUCAAUGCAAUAUAUUAAACACCGGCUAUUAUCGUCAUCGGCAUAAUGUUUGUUAUUUUAUUAUAACUAAAAAAAUUUGGUACUAUAACUUAUCAAACAUACAAACUGUUUAUAAAUUUAAAAUAAUAUUAACGAAAAUGCCUACCCAAUAUGAAGAAGAACCAUCCUGGGAAGCGCCAAACGCGCAGUAUGAUGAUGACAAUGCUGAAGACGUUAUCGAUAACCCCGAAGAAGUAUUACAAGAAUGUCUUGAGAAGUUCAAAACUUCUGAUUAUAUAAUGGAACCUGGUAUAUUUGGCCAAUUAAAAAGAUAUUUCCAAGCAGGUGGAAAUCCUGAACAAGUUAUUGAACAACUAUCAAUCAACUACAGUGCAGUAGCUCAAAUGGCAAAUUUGUUAGCAGAAUGGUUAAUUCUUGCUGGGGUAAAAGUAACUGAAGUUCAAGCAAUGGUGGAAAACCAUUUGAAGGAAAUGAUUAUUAAAACCUUUGACCCCAAAAAAGCUGAUACUAUAUUUACUGAGGAAGGAGAAACACCUGCUUGGCUCACAGAAAUGAUAGAACAUCCUACUUGGAGAUCUUUGAUUUACAGAUUAGCUGAGGACUAUCCUGAUUGUCUCAUGUUAAAUUUUACAAUUAAGCUUAUAUCAGAUGCAGGUUUUCAAGGUGAAAUUACUAGUAUUUCAACUGCAGCUCAGCAGAUUGAAGUGUUUUCUAGAGUCUUGAAAUCUUCAAUUGUUGGAUUUUUGCAAAGCUCAGAUGAUUGGCAAAAUAGUGUAAAUGAAUGUGCUAAAAUGGUAUGUCAUGGUGCACAUACUUAUGUGUAUAGCCAAGUUAUAGUUCAUAUUUUGGCCCAAGAACCUAGAGGUGGAGCCAUCAUGAAGAGAUUGAGUCAAGAAAUAACAAAAUGUGCCCAGCAAAGUGGACACGACGUCACUCCUAUAACGUUAGCGCUAACGGCGGGAGAGUCUUGGCGCGGCGCGCGAACCGCGCUGGCGGCCAUGUUGUCUCGAGGGGCAUUGAACCCGGCCGAUAUAUCCGUGCUGUUCAGAGCGUACACACAGUCUGAACCGCCACCGGUACACUUGCUAAGAAUACCACAGUUUUUAGAAUUACUUGUGGAUUCUCUAUUCAAAUUGGGGAGCAAACUCAAUCCAGAACAUAAGUCCAAGUACAUAUAUCUGCUUGCUUAUUCCGCAAGUGUUUGUGAAGGGGCAACUCCUGGGAAACCAAUAAAGGAUGAAUUAAAGCCAACCCUUCAAGCUAUUGAAAAAAUACAUGCAGUAUGUAGCAGUUCAGUGAGCUCUAGCGAGCUUAUUGCCGAGUUGCCGUCUCUAUAUCAUUGUAUAAGAUUCCCUGUUGUAGGCAUGGGUGUGCUUGUAUGGGUGGAGUGUGUAGUCACAGAGCCGUCAUAUUUCAAGUUGUGUACAGAACAUUGUCCUGUACAUCUCGCCCUACUUGACGAAGUUGCUUCUUGUCAUCCAUUGCUGCACCAUAGACUAUUAAAACUGUUGAUAAAACUUUUUGAAUCUAAACAAGAAGACCUGGAAAUUUUAGUUCAGUUAGAACUGCGAAAGAUGCUUCUAGAUCGUAUGGUGAAUUUGUUAAGUCGAGGUUGUGUAGUUCCUGUUUUAAUAUACAUCAAAAAUUGCCUGCAACGUGGUGAUACUGACAUUUCACUGAUACGAUAUUUCAUUACUGAGGUUCUUGACGCCAUAGCGCCCCCUUACACGCCUGAAUUUGUACAAUUAGUACUUCCUAUGGUUGAAAAUGAAGACAUUACUGGAACAAUGAGAGCUGAAGGCGAAAACGAUCCGGUUUCUGAAUUUAUUGUUCACUGCAAGGCUCAUUAUGUUGUGAGUUGAAGAAAUACACAAUAAUCUGGUGGUUAAUUUUUACUUU
This is a messenger RNA of Colias croceus (clouded yellow), 2042 nucleotides long. It is a transcript of the gene TH1, whose product is annotated as negative elongation factor D. Lineage: Eukaryota; Metazoa; Arthropoda; Insecta; Lepidoptera; Pieridae. Bases 281 to 2005 code for a protein of 574 amino acids. Gene Ontology annotation, molecular function: RNA binding. Gene Ontology annotation, cellular component: nucleus; NELF complex. Gene Ontology annotation, biological process: negative regulation of transcription elongation by RNA polymerase II. The transcript has 12 exons. The record is from RefSeq and is a predicted model, not a curated record.